AGUCACUUUGAGGGACUUGGCUCUCCUCUUAGUGUGCUCCACUGCCCUGCCAAACUUCUAUCUGUCUCUGUUCUCCCUUUUCUCUGCAAAUCCCUCUUCCUCAGAAGAAAUCAGACCAGCCAUGUCAGUCAGAACUGUCAACGUGAAAACCACCAGGACCAGCUAUGGUGGAAGCGGUGGUGGUCUCAGCGGUGGCAGCCGUAUGUCUGUUGGUGGAGGAGGAUUUUCCUCAAGAUCCGCUGUUUCACUGAGGCCAUCAUACUCCAUGUCCACAUCUAGUAUGGCCGGUGGCUCAAUGCUAAGGUCAGGCAUGGGUGGUGGCUCUGGAUUUGGUGGUGGUGGUGGUUUCGGCAGUGGUGCCGGGUUUGGCGGUGGCGCCGGGUUUGGCGGUGGCGCUGGUUUUGGCAGUGGUGGUGGUUUUGGCAUGGGUGGUGGUGGUGGUUUUGGCAUGGGUGGUGGUGGUGGUUUCGGCAGUGGUGGUGGUUUUGGUGGUGGUUUUGGCAUGGGUGGUGGUGCAGGAGGUUUGGCAAUGGCUCCCAUCACAAACGUCCAAGUCAACCAGAGCCUGCUGGCUCCUCUGAACCUCGAGAUCGACCCCACCAUCCAGACUGUCCGUACCCAGGAGAAGGAGCAGAUCAAGUCCCUCAACAACCGCUUCGCCAGCUUCAUUGACAAGGUCCGCUUCCUGGAACAGCAGAACAAAAUGCUGGAGACCAAAUGGAGCCUGCUGCAGGACCAGACCACCACCCGCUCCAACAUCGACAGCAUGUUCGAGGGAUAUAUUGCUAACCUCCGCAGACAACUUGAUGGGCUCGGCAAUGAGAAGAUCAAGCUGGAGGGAGAGCUGAAGAACAUGCAGGGACUGGUGGAGGACUUUAAGAACAAAUAUGAAGAUGAGAUCAACAAGCGCGCAUCUGUAGAGAAUGAAUUUGUGCUCCUCAAGAAGGAUGUAGAUGGCGCCUACAUGAAUAAAAUUGAGCUGGAGGCCAAGGUUGAUGCCCUUCAGGACGAGAUCAACUUCCUCAGAGCCGUCUAUGAUGCGGAACUGCGCGAGCUUCAGGGACAGAUCAAAGACACUUCAGUCAUUGUGGAGAUGGACAACAGCCGUAACCUGGACAUGGAUGCCAUUGUGGCUGAAGUCAGGGCUCAGUAUGAGGAGAUCGCCAACAACAGCCGAGCAGAAGCUGAGAAGUGGUACCAACAAAAGUUCCAGGAAAUGCAGACCAGCGCAACACAGGCAGGAGAUGACCUUCGCAACACCAAGACUGAGAUUUCUGAGCUCAACCGCAUGAUUACCCGCAUCCAGAAUGAAAUUGAAGCAGUUAAAGGACAGCGCACCAACCUGGAGGCCCAGAUUGCUGAGGCUGAGGAGCGUGGUGAGCUGGCAGUGAAGGACGCCAAGGCCCGCAUCAGGGACCUGGAGGAGGCCCUGCAGAGAGCCAAGCAGGACAUGGCACGCCAGGUUCGUGAGUACCAGGAGCUCAUGAAUGUCAAGCUGGCGCUGGACAUUGAGAUCGCCACAUACAAGAAGCUUCUGGAAGGAGAGGAAUCCAGACUUCUCACUGGUGGUGACAGUGCAACCAUCCAUGUACAGUCCUCAGGAGGUGGCAUUGGUGGCGGCAUGGGAGGCGGCAUGGGCAUGGGAGGCGGCAUGGGCAUGGGAGGCGGCAUGGGCAUGGGAGGCGGCAUGGGUGGCGGCUUCGGCGGUGGCUUCGGCGGUGGCUAUGGCGGAGGCUUCGGCAGUGGUAUGGGUGGAGGCGGAAGCAUGGGAAUGAGCAUUGGUGGAGGAUACGGCGGCGGCGGCAUGACUUCCAUGAGCGUUGGUGGAGGCAGCAUCAGAAGCAGCAGCAGCACCCUCCAGUCUUCCCGUCGUUUUUAAAUAUACCAGGCCGUCUCAUUUCCACUCUUCCUCCAUCAUUAUGCUCCUCUUGUCCCAUUCAUAAAGGCUUUCCCAAACCCCCCUUCCCCAUCCUUGCCGACACAGAACAUUCUCAGGAACAUGUUGCACUUGACCAUUUCCAGCGGGCGUGUCAACCAAGAGAAAGAGACAGAAAUUAAUAUCUAAAUACAAGCUGAGACAGAAAGAUUGUUAGAGCACAAAAAACAGCCACAAAGUUGUGAGUCAGUCCUGUCUUCCUUUGAUCAGUCAGCCUGGUUGUCUUUUGGCCGCUGGAUGUGCUGUUGUGCAGACAAGACAGUACUUGUAGUGUAACGACAGAGAAUCCAUACAAAACAACAACCACUGCACACAAAAAUGACAACAGUAGUUUCUUACAGGGGGGAGUGGGUGUUUAGUCUUGCAGACAGUUAUAUUGCACAAGAUCCAUCACUCCUUUUUUAUGCAGAAUGUCUUCUGUUGUCUCACUUUUUUUUCUCAUUGUGCAGUUUAACAUCAACAAAAGCAGCCACAUAUAACACAUCUUUGAUUUAUACAAUUCUUUUUCCAUCUUCUGUUUUGAGAGAAAAUGAGCUCUGCAUUACCUUACAUAAAUGGUGGUUUUCAUUUCACUUUGCUUCCAUUUUCACCCUGAACAAGGUUAAAUACAUUGGUUUUAAGGCUGACUGGUUGUACCAGAUUUAUUGUGAAGUGUACCAUCAAAACAUCUGAAAUAAAUCUGUGCUGAUAUUCA
Molecule: messenger RNA, 2630 nt
Organism: Melanotaenia boesemani (Boeseman's rainbowfish)
Lineage: Eukaryota; Metazoa; Chordata; Actinopteri; Atheriniformes; Melanotaeniidae
Gene: krt5
Product: keratin 5
Exons: 9
Coding region: 122-1879 (585 amino acids)
Biological process (GO): intermediate filament organization; keratinization
Cellular component (GO): keratin filament
Molecular function (GO): structural constituent of skin epidermis
Source: RefSeq, a predicted model, not a curated record